AGUGUAUCCUCAUCGAACGGCGAUCAGCAACCAUCGACGUCAUUUCGUCGUCACAUUCCAAUCACCGAACGUCUGCAGGACCCUCAAACGGCCAUUCUGAGUGAACCAAAACCUCUUCAGGCAUCAAGUGCAGCCACUAAUUUGAACAUCACAUCGAAACCAAGGCCCAUGCCCAACCCUCUUCUCUUCGAACGACAGGGUUCCUUACGUGCUCCCGAAUCAUCAACAGCCGCCGCGGCCGCAUUCCGUCGACAGUUUUCGUUACGCUCUUAUAGUGCUGAUUCUCCGUUAAGAAAUGUUCGUUUUGUAUUGAAUGCAUCAUUUCUUCAGUUUCAUUUUACUUUAUUCAUUUCAUUUAUCCAUUUUCUCAAACAAUCUGCGAGUGCUCGAUAG
Molecule: messenger RNA, 393 nt
Organism: Anisakis simplex (herring worm)
Lineage: Eukaryota; Metazoa; Nematoda; Chromadorea; Rhabditida; Anisakidae
Source: the annotation of a GenBank genome assembly